AUGAAUAUAGUGUCAUACAACGUUAGAGGUUGCUGUAGUUCAUUGAAGAGACGGAGAAUCUCUCAAACUCUACAGAGAGGCAAUGCUGAUAUCUGUCUUAUUCAGGAAUCUAAAGUAACGAAUAUGGAGAACGGUUUAGCUUGUAGUAUUUGGAAGGACUCAGAUGUGGAAUGGUCAGCCCUUAACUCUAAUGGCAGAUCUGGAGGAAUCAUUACUCUGUGGAAUAAAACGGAAGUUUCAUCCUUAUUUAGCUUCUGCGGUGCCGGUUUUUUGGGCAUCCAAUUCCUGUGGAAGAAUCAAAACCUUAUUGUGGUUAACGUUUAUGCUCCGUGCAGUUCCGUGGACAGAAGGAAGUUAUGGAGGGAUCUUAUUAAAAUUAAAAGUAAUUUACCAGGAGCUGGUUGGAUCGUGGCGGGUGAUUUCAACGAGAUUAUGAAUGAGGAGGAAAGAAAAGGUAGUAGCGUUAACAGUUUGAAGGACAUGGAGGUUUUUAGAGAGUUUAUUGCCGAGAUGAAUUUAACGGAUCUGCCGGCGGUUGGGAAUAAGUUUACUUGGUUCAACUCCAGCGGAAACUGCAGAAGUAGAUUGGACAGGUUCUUGGUGGAUGAUACUGCAAUAUCAAUGCUCUCUCUAUUAAAUCAAUUGGUGGGAGAUAGAGAUGUCUCAGACCACAAGCCAGUGUGGUUGAAGUCGAAUUUUGUGAACUGGGGGCCAAAACCUUUCAGGUCCUUCAAUUGUUGGCUGUCUCAUAAGGAUUUUAUCCCUUUCGUUAAGAAGUCGUGGUGUUCGUACCAUGUCUCUGGUUCUCACUGUAACAUUCUGAUAAAGAAAUUCUCAACCUUAAAAAGCGACAUCCGGAACUGGAACCGUAAUGUCUUUGGAUGGCUGGAUUUAAAGAUAGAAGAGAAUGUUUCUAACCUUAAUUCGUUAGAGAUGAACAUUGACUUGAUUUCUUCCUCCAACUUAGCAGAGUUGAACAAGGAUAGGCUGAGAGCUCAGGAGGAGAUGUGGAAGAACCUCAGAAUUAAAGAAAGCAUGCUGGCUCAAAAAUCCCGUUUAAAGUGGCUGCAAGAUGGGGAUCAUAAUUCCAAGUUUUUCCAUGAUUCUUUAAGAGCUAGAUAUCGGUCAAACUGCAUUUCUGCUAUUAGAAUGGGAGUAGGUUUAGUGGAAGAACCUGAUGCUAUUAAAAGUGAAGCAGUAAAGUAUUUUAAGGAGAGAUUCAAGUCUAAUUCAUCGCCAAAGUUCACAUUCGAUUUCGAUCAUAUUGUUUGUUUAGCUGAGGAAGACAGGAACUGCCUGGAAGCUGACUUCAGUCAUGCAGAAGUCAGAUCUGCUGUUUUCAGUUGUGACGGAAACAAAUGCCCCGGUACCGAUGGCUUUAACUUCUCUUUUAUUAAAUCUUGCUGGGAGAUUCUGGGCGAAGAUUUCUCGAAUUGCAUCUUGGAGUUCUUCAACACUGGUUACCUUCUGAAAUCCUUCGCUUCUUCUUUCAUCUCACUUGUUCCGAAAACUAAAAAUCCACAACAUUUCGAAGAUUUUAGACCUAUUACUCUUGUUAGUUGUGUGCUGAAGGUUAUCUCAAAGAUGCUCGCGUCCAGGCUUAGGAAGGUUAUUCACAAAAUUAUUUCCCCUUCUCAAACUGCGUUCAUCCCGGAACGACAGAUAUAUGACGGUGUUCUGUUAGCUAACGAGGUGGCUGAUUUUGCAAAGAGAUCCAAGAUGGGUUGUUUUUUCUUCAAAGUAGAUUUCGCGAAAGCUUAUGACUGUGUGGAUUGGUUCUAUUUAGAUGCUCUUCUUGUUAAGAUGGGGUUUGGAACAAAGUGGAUGAAAUGGAUACGUGGCUCAGUUUUCAAUAGCUUUGUCUCCAUUCUCAUCAAUGGCAGUCCGUCGAAGGAUUUUAGGACUGGCAGGGGUCUGAAGCAGGGCGACCCUCUCGCUCCUUUCCUGUUCGCAAUAGUUGCUGAAGGUCUGUCAAGUUUGGUGAAAUCAGCGGUUGAUAGUAAUAUGCUAUCCCAAUUCUUGAUUCAUGGUCAACCAACGACGAGUAUUCUCCAAUUUGCUGAUGAUACUCUUCUCAUUGGAGACGGGUCGGCGGCAAAUAUUUGGGCCUUCAAGGCUGUUCUUAGGGCUUUCGAGAUAAUAUCUGGCCUCAAAAUUAAUUAUUCCAAAAGUUGUUUGUACGGGAUUCAUACUGAUCUUGAAUUAUUAGUGGCUGCCGAAGAUUUUCUUCAUUGUAAAUCGGGAAAGUUACCUUUUAGCUUCCUUGGUAUCACUGUUGGAGGUAACCAUCGUAGAUAUUCUUUUUGGAAGCCGGUUCUGCUAAAUUUGAAGAAUAAAUUAUCCACCUGGAAUGGGAGAAACUUAUCAAUGGGGGGUCGUGUAACCCUCAUUAAUUCGAUUCUUGCAAAUCUACCUAUACACUAUCUGGCUUUUUUCAAGGCUCCUAUUAAGGUUGUGAAGGAUAUCAUAGCGAUCCAACGACGGUUCUUAUGGGCUGGAAACUCGAGCAAAUCUUCUAUUCCUUGGGUCUCUUGGAAUACUGUUUGUAAAUCUAAGGAAGAUGGCGGUCUGGGUAUUAAGCAUGUGGGUCGGUUCAACUGCGCUUUGUUGGCAAAGUGGCUUUGGAGGUUUCAAACUGGUGACAAUGAAAUUUGGAGGAACACCCUCACUUUCAGGUACUGUAACCUUAGCAUUAAGACGCAAACUUAUUCCGUUGUUGUGAGUUCAAAGUCUGAUUCGUUGUGGAUGAAGGAUAUUAUGAACAAUGCGUCUCUAAAUCCUAAUGCCAAUUUCUGCAAGUACACGACAUGCUCCGUUGGUGAAGGUUCCGAAGCGGCGUUUUGGCUGUCUGUUUGGAUCGGUGAAGUGCCAUUACAAGUCAGAUUUAAUGAUUUGUACCAGAGUUGCUCUCUAAAGUUAGGGUCAGUCCGUGAUAUGGGAUACUGGGAGGAUGGGCAGUGGAAUUGGAAUUUGAGAAACUCGUUGUUGGAUUCAGAUAACCCUCCUGAACCAGAUUGGUCUGACUGCUGUAAGUUGCUGGAAAAUACCUCAGUUAUCCCGGGUACAACCGACAAAUGGCGGUGGAGUCUCCAUGAAUCUCAAUCUUUCAAGGUUAGUUCCUUUUAUUCUGUCCUAUAUCCCUCCUUAUCUGACCAAGACGUUGGCUCAGAUUGUGCUUCCCUUAUUGAGUCCAUUUGGAAGACGGAUAUUCCGGCAAAAGUGAAAACGUUCAGCUGGAGGUUGGCGCUUGAUAGAUUGCCUACGAGAUCUAAUUUAUUGAAGAGAAGAGUGCUUGAAUCCAAUCAAGAUUUGGAUUGUGUUUUUUGUUCUAGUAGCAUGGAGGAUGUAUCCCAUCUUUUCUUCUCUUGUUAUAAAUCUAAUCAGGUUUGGAUCAAGAUCUGUGAAUGGGCGGACAUAGAUAUAAUCUCGGAAAUUUUCUGUUUUUCUCACGCUAAGGUGUGGAACUCGAGCCUUAGAGGUAGGUGUCAAGUGAAUAGAGUUAAUUCGCUUUGGUUUAUUACUUGCUGGACUAUUUGGAGAUCUAGAAAUAAUUGUUUCUUCAAUAAUGUAGUUACUGAGGUCGACAGUAUUGUUUUCGACAUUAAGCUUAACUCUUGGAAAUGGUUGAUUCUAGGUAGGAAGGGGAGUAAACCGUGUUGUCUGUACGAUUGGUUCAAAUUCCCCUUUGACUUUUUGUAA
Molecule: messenger RNA, 3699 nt
Organism: Lathyrus sativus (Indian pea)
Lineage: Eukaryota; Viridiplantae; Streptophyta; Magnoliopsida; Fabales; Fabaceae
Source: the annotation of a GenBank genome assembly